AUGAGUAUACUAUUGUUAUCAGUACGGAUACUGAUUCAAAUGGAGCCUUUCGAUGUUGUAGGGAUGGAUUUGAGACGGGCUAGGAGGAAUUUGCAACUGGUAGGCGAGCUAGAGAAUGAAGAUGAUAACUUGGAGCAACGAAAUGUGGCUGAUACUCAGGUGCCGGAAGAGAUGGGGUUUUCUUCUCCUCCAGAAUCAGUGUUUGUGAGUACUCAGGUUCAGAGUAGGUUGGAUGAUGUGGAACAGGAAGAGUCUGUGAAGGGUCUGUUGAAGCGGUUUAAAUACGAGGAUGAAGAACCAGGGGAAUCAAAGAAGGCACAUGGAAUUAAGAGGAAGAAACCUACUCAGAAGCGAAAGCAUAAGAACAUUGAUGAGUAUGGGGAUUCGAAAGGUGGAAAAUUAUUGAAACAGUUGUCGGGAAAGCAUAAAAAAGUAAAGGAUAUGAUUAAUUCUCAAAGGAAGAAGACAAGUGUUAGAGGCCACUCUCAAUACGAUACGUAUAACGCGGAGGAAUGGGGAUAUAUUCAUCAAAAGAUUCUAAAGAGAUUUCCGCAGAGUGGAGCUAGUGAAAUGAAGCAAGUUUUUCACCAUAUAUAUGGCGAAGUUGGGUGUGACCUGUGGUCAGCUUCUCAGCAACCUCCAGAAGGUGAUGAUUCUGUCCUGGAGCCCGUGCCUAUAGGGAAGGCUGCGGGGAAUCAUGAAGUUAACGUACUGACACUGUCGCAAGUAAUGAGUGACAAAAGUAUUGUUGAGCCCGAGGAUGACGAGAAUGAUGACUCCACGAUACCGGAUAGUACAGACGAUGCGAGUAUUGUGAUACCGAUAAGCGAUCAUGUUGAAACACAAUUCUAUACUCCGAGGACUACUCCACCAGAUGAGAUUAUAGAUCUGACCCAAGAGUCUUUUAAAGUGGUAAAGAGUCUAAUAUCGCCGUUGAAAGAUGCGGACACACCACUAGUUCAGGUUCCGGCAACUAGAACCUCAACAGUCAGGUUCCAACCACCUUGUGCAGAUCCGGCCAAGUGCCUUACGGUGAAGUUACCCAGGCGACAAGUGGCGUUGCUCAAAGAGAAGCUUUCGAGCAAGUUCGAUAUUGCAGAGGAAAAUGGCGGGGUGCUCGAUACGGAAGUCGAAGAUCUCGAUCAGUGCACUUUUUACUUACAACCCAAGGUGCGAUCUCCUAUCAAGGAGGUCUCAAAGCUAGCUACACAGUCGGCUCAAAAGCUGCGACAGAGCAUCAAGAUCAUAGGUCUGAAACCUUCAAGGUCCAAAUCCCAAAUGAUCGCUUCACUAGAAGCAGCUUCGCAAGUAUUAGACAGCUCAGUAACAGAGCUAGAACAACGACAGCUUAUCUACGAGAAUUUGACCACGCUCGUCCAAGCGUGUCCUAGCCUAUUGGAACGCAUAUACACGUUUCAGCCCAUAUCUGUCGAGGACCUACUAGCCAAACUAAUAAAGGCAAAUCCGUUCGUUGAUCAAAUCGAUGAGGUGACAAUACGUACAUGGGCCGACUUGCAAGGAAUAUGUCUAACUAAUAGCUAA
Messenger RNA from Torulaspora delbrueckii, 1542 nucleotides. RefSeq names its product Slx4p (gene SLX4). Gene Ontology annotation, cellular component: Slx1-Slx4 complex; nucleus. The record is from RefSeq and is a predicted model, not a curated record. NCBI's taxonomy places the organism in Eukaryota, Fungi, Ascomycota, Saccharomycetes, Saccharomycetales, Saccharomycetaceae. The transcript has a single exon. Gene Ontology annotation, biological process: DNA replication; DNA repair. Bases 1 to 1542 code for a protein of 513 amino acids.